Molecule: messenger RNA, 2326 nt
Organism: Emys orbicularis (European pond turtle)
Lineage: Eukaryota; Metazoa; Chordata; Testudines; Emydidae
Gene: FBXO42
Product: F-box protein 42
Exons: 10
Coding region: 32-2185 (717 amino acids)
Cellular component (GO): SCF ubiquitin ligase complex
Molecular function (GO): protein binding; ubiquitin-like ligase-substrate adaptor activity
Source: RefSeq, a predicted model, not a curated record
GCGGCGGCGGGGAGCUGUGGAGUGGAAUGCCAUGGCCAGUUCCUCGGACAGUGAAGAUGACAGUUUCAUGGCUGUGGACCCAGAAGAAGCAGUGGUGGAAGGACCAAUGGAGCAAGACGAUGAGCCACAUGCUGAGCUGGAGGUUGAGGAGACCAGGCAUAACCGAUCGAUGUUGGAGCUGCCAGAAGAGGUUUUAGAAUACAUCCUGUCCUUCCUCUCGCCAUACCAGGAGCACAAAACCGCUGCCCUUGUCUGCAAACAGUGGUAUCGCCUCAUCAAAGGUGUGGCACAUCAGUGUUAUCAUGGCUUUAUCAAGGCGGUCCAAGAAGGAAAUAUUCAAUGGGAGAGUCGCACGUAUCCCUAUCCUGGAACCCCAAUCACACAGCGCUUCUCACACAGUGCAUGUUACUAUGAUGCUAAUCAGUCAAUGUAUGUGUUUGGUGGCUGCACCCAGAGCAGUUGCAAUGCUGCGUUCAAUGACCUCUGGAGACUUGACCUCAAUAGCAAAGAGUGGAUCCGGCCUCUGGCAUCAGGUUCUUAUCCGUCACCUAAGGCUGGGGCUACUUUAGUGGUGUAUAAGGACUUGCUUGUGCUGUUUGGUGGGUGGACGCGGCCAAGCCCCUACCCUCUGCACCAGCCGGAGAGGUUCUUUGAUGAAAUACAUACCUACUCGCCUUCCAAAAAUUGGUGGAACUGCAUAGUGACAACGCACGGCCCCCCUCCCAUGGCAGGCCAUUCCUCUUGUGUAAUAGACGACAAAAUGAUUGUCUUCGGAGGUUCCCUAGGAUCUCGGCAAAUGAGUAAUGACGUCUGGGUUCUGGAUCUCGAGCAGUGGGCUUGGUCCAAGCCAAACAUCUCUGGGCCUACCCCUCACCCGCGUGGCGGCCAAUCUCAGAUCAUAAUAGAUGAUGAAACCAUUUUAAUCCUUGGUGGUUGUGGCGGCCCAAAUGCACUGUUUAAGGAUGCCUGGCUACUGCACAUGCGCACCAACCCCUGGACCUGGCAGCCAUUGAGAGUGGAAAACGAAGACCAUGGAGCCCCUGAACUAUGGUGUCAUCCCGCAUGCAGGGUGGGACAGUGUGUGGUGGUCUUCAGCCAGGCUCCCAGCGGGAGAGCUCCACUUAGCCCCAGCUUGAACUCUCGCCCGUCUCCUAUCAGUGCCACACCGCCAGCCCUGGUUCCGGAAACACGGGAAUACCGCUCUCAGUCUCCAGUCAGGAACGCCGACGAAGUUCCUUGUGUGAAUGGCCGCUGGGGCACCCUGAGACCCAGAGCACAAAGACAGACCCCAUCAGGCUCCCGGGAAGGGAGCCUGUCCCCAUCCAGAGGAGAUGGGUCACCUGUACUGAACGGUGGGAGUUUAUCCCCUGGAGCCGCAGCAGUGGGGGGUGCCUCAUUGGACAGUCCUGUACAGGCCAUAUCGCCCAGCACGCCUUCUGCUGCUGAAGGAUAUGACCUGAAAGUUGGACUUUCCCUGGCGCCGAGACGAGGAUCGCUACCAGAUCAGAAAGAUCUACGCUUAGGGUCUGUCGAUUUGAAUUGGGAUCAGAAACCAGGUUCUGUUAGCUGUCAAAUGGAUGCUGUGGACAAUAGGACAGUUGGUGGAAGCAUGAGAAAUCCCCCAGAGCAGACAAAUGGAAUCCAUACCCCACCUCAUGUCACUAGUUCCCUUCCAGGGGCGGUGUCGCCAGGUGCGCUCCGAAGAAGCCUGGAGGCUGUCAAGGCCCUGUCUUCCAAAGGUGCAUCUGGUUCAGCAGCAUUAAGUCCUCCUUUGGUGUCUUCACCAGGAUCCCCGGGUAGCCAGAGCGGGAGCAGUGCCGAGGUGGCACCAGCACCACGCCCAGGCUCUGCCCAAGGGGACGGCCACUCCUUACCUCCGAUCGCUCGUCGCUUGGGCCACCAUCCACCGCAGUCUCUGAAUGUCGGCAAGCCUUUGUAUCAAAGCAUGAACUGCAAACCCAUGCAGAUGUAUGUGCUGGACAUUAAAAACACCAAGGAGAAAGGGCAAGUCAAAUGGAAAGUGUUUAACAGCAGUUCCGUGGUGGGGCCACCAGAGACCAGCCUACACACCGUAGUGCAAGGCAGGGGGGAACUGAUCAUAUUCGGUGGCCUAAUGGACAAGAAACAGAACGUGAAGUACUAUCCCAAAACAAAUGCCUUGUACUUUGUGCGAGCAAAAAGAUAAUGUGGCAAAAGCUGUUCGACCCCUUCCCUUCCUGCCCCACCCCCUUUCCAUGGCUUUCUUUUUUUAACCCUUCCUCUGUCACGCAGGCAUUUAAACUGUGAACUAGGGAACGACAAACCAAUAAAAUCCAAACACAAUUUC